Molecule: messenger RNA, 3012 nt
Organism: Pleurotus ostreatus (oyster mushroom)
Lineage: Eukaryota; Fungi; Basidiomycota; Agaricomycetes; Agaricales; Pleurotaceae
Exons: 7
Coding region: 1-3012 (1003 amino acids)
Biological process (GO): nuclear-transcribed mRNA catabolic process, nonsense-mediated decay
Cellular component (GO): telomerase holoenzyme complex
Molecular function (GO): telomerase RNA binding; telomeric repeat DNA binding; protein binding
Source: RefSeq, a predicted model, not a curated record
AUGGCUGAAUCUCCAGCAAUCAUCUCCAGGAAGGCAAAGAGCCUUCAACAAGCACUCAAAGAUAUCCUAAAGAACAGCGACCCUUGGGAUAAGGAUGUCGAGUUCCAGCGCAAGGACCUACGGAAGAAAUACCUGUGCCUGCUCCUCGUUCACCCUUAUGCUAAAGAGUCCAAGGACGCAGAGGCCCAUCUGUGGAUGCAAACCUCGUAUAAUUUUAUAUCCGUCUACAAGCAACGGCUGGCGACACUCGAUCGCGCUAUCCAGACGGCUAAACAGCAGCAGCAGCAACCCAGGACUGGGGGAUCAGGGCCCGUGGUCGAGCACAGAAAGCUCACGCAACGUUUCCGGCAAUUUCUAGCAGAGGAAGAAAAGUUCUGGACGCAGCUAAUCGUUCGGCAUCGACGAGAAUUCGGUUUGGUCCAAGUACAGCCGCAUUUGGUCGCCCUCGGUAUCGAGGAACUCCCUGCGGAAGUGCAGCAAGAAGACGCAGCAGCGCCGGAGGCUGGACGAAGACCCUCUCUGUUCCCCCCAGACGAUGGACCGCACCCGCCCUCAUCGAACGCGGAACGAAACAGCAGGCUUGUGAUCGUCAGCAAGGCGUUGAUAUGCCUGGGGGAUAUUGCUCGUUAUCGCGAGCUGUACAACGACAAUCGCAACAAAGCAGGCGCGAGACGCGGACGAGGCGGCGGACCCGAGCCGUCGCAGCGCCCUCGCAACUACGACAAGGCUCAGCAGUGCUACGAGAAAGCGCGGAUUCUGACGCCUGAUAUAGGGAAUGCAUCGCAUCAACUCGCCAUCCUCUCGGCAUACCAGAAAGAUAUAUUCACAUCGCUCACACAUUACUAUCGAGCCCUGUGCGUACGGUACCCCUUCGAAGCCGCCUCAGAGAACUUUGGUACGGUGCUCCGUCGAGCCUACGAGCAGUGGCGGCGAAGCAAACGCGAAAGGGAGAAAAAGCACACUCGCCAAGGCUCUAGUAGUGUUCUACCCAAAAUACGAGUCGACAACUUCAAAGAGAAUAUCGUGUUACUACAUGCGCUGUGGCGUUUGGAGCCUCAAAGGGUGGAUGCAGAAGUUCCAAAUCAUUCACAGCAUGUUGCGGAUGAUUUCAUGUCUCUCGUUGCCGAAAGGAUUCUACCACCCGACAUGAUCUCGAAAGUCAUCGUUAUGUCUGAAGGUGCACUCUGGAAACACCGAAUGGUCCGCGAUACCUCUGGCAGCAAACAAAGGGCCCCCUCGACAUCAGCUUCUACAAUAACAGAACACCGCAUCUUCCUCCACAUACUGGCUGUACAUCGCGUCCUCCUUGCCGUUGGCGUGGUAGAGCUCGCAGAGCCGAUGCAAACCGACGCAGGCGAAGGCGAUCUAGCCCAGCGAAUUACCGCCGUUUUCAGGCGCACCUUGCCGGCGCUUCGCAUCGCAGGGAAGUGGCUGAAGGCCAACUACAAGUACGUGAUCCAAAAUACCGAAAACGAGCGAGCAGAGGAGGGCGGGACGGUCGAGAUUCAAGCAUUUUGGAAUGUCUAUGCUCAAUUCUUUUCCGCGCUGGGUCGUGCUUUCCCGAUGGACCGCCUGCCGGCUAUCAACGCCCUCCUUGAAGAAGAUUUGGACAUGAAGGGCUUUUUACCCCUUAGAAAAACCAUGGGCGAAUUACCCUCCUCACAUAGGGCGGAUCCCAAUAAAGGCUCCCCGACUGGGAAUCAAACGGAGGAACAAGUCCAUCCUAAUGUCGAGCAACUCAUGCGCAUCCAUGACCUACUCAAGGAUGCUAAUGCGGUGGUUGCAAUGGAGAGAUGCCCAGUUGCGCUCUUUGAUUCUGGAUUCGUGUUGAAGGGCCUUGAAUCAGCGCAACCAGAGAAGCCGGAGCCUGCGAAGGUGACACUGGCCUUGACCCCACACUUGCAGACAAUGGACCAGAUCAGAGACGAGCGCCUCGCAUCGGACAAUGCCAAGCGCGAUGACGACGUGAUGACUGAAGCGACUUCGCGCACGGAGGAUGACCCUGUUGGCGACGCCUUCCGCACAGCACUUGAUCAGGACAGCGAUGUCGACGGUGCGGACGAUCUCGUUGAUGAUGACGACGAGCAGAUCGUCUGGGACCCCAGAAGAUUGUCCCCUACCUCCGCAGGAUUUCCCUCUCCCCCGAUCCAGCAGAGUCCAAUGACUCCCGUGAAAGCCCCGAUCAGCCCUAUUGGACCCCCCAUGACGCCUACCCACAGACCUACAAUCUCUGCCCAACUUAACUCCCCCCCUCAGGCUUUGAGGACCGCUCAAGACUUGCUGAACAGCUUCAAUAUUUCACCCCGCGGAAGGAGUAAUAGCCACCAGGCAACCGUGUCGCAACCACUCUUGUUUGGCUCUGGAUCUUUGACAAAUCCUGGACAUUCUAUCUGGUCCCCCUCGAUGGACGAUCACGUCAUGAACUCGGCUAGUCAAAAUAGCGUGGUUUAUCAGUCGGCUCCUCAGCAAUACCACCACACACCCUCAUUAUCGCAACAAACCUGGCUAUCGUCUCAGCAUAUGUCGAGCCAGAACUCGCAGUAUAAUCUUCCAGGCGCCCUGCCCCCCAACGGAUUCGUACCGCCUCUGCCGCCAAUGGCUCAGAAUCAUCAAAGACUUCCGUCUACUACUGUCCCCAUCGGACACGAGCUAUAUCCUACCGCUCCCCCAACGCUCAAUCACGCAUACACAAAUACCAUAGCAAACUCGCUUGCAAACUCGCAGCAUUCGUCGCAGCAGUAUCCGGUCAACAUCACCUACCGACCCGUAGAAGGUGCGCUGUACGAGACACCCCAUGCCGCCGGCCACCCUUCCGUUGCUGGCCUUAACAAUUUCCAUACCCGACAUAUGUCGCUGGUAAAUGACCCGAGACUGGACCGCUCCCUCAGCCAUGGGGACAUAUCAGCUAGUCGGAAGGCUGUUGGACCAGCCACCGUUACUCCGCUCAAACAAACAAGUGCUCUCUUGGGUUGGCUUUGUCUGCGUGACAUCGAGGAUGCAUCGAUCAAAUAG